Messenger RNA from Drosophila mauritiana, 1207 nucleotides. RefSeq names its product UPF0160 protein C27H6.8. The transcript is spliced from 3 exons. Gene Ontology annotation, cellular component: cytoplasm; nucleus. Lineage: Eukaryota; Metazoa; Arthropoda; Insecta; Diptera; Drosophilidae. The coding region runs from base 54 to 1130 and encodes 358 amino acids. The record is from RefSeq and is a predicted model, not a curated record.
AAGUGAUAAGAACUUGUGAUAUCGAUAUUCAAUGAAAGAAAAGACCGCCGCUAAUGUUCCGAUUGUUACCGCGUUUUCGAAAACUAUCUAUGAUGACUGGAGGUACCCCACCAAAACGCUCUCCCAUUUGGAUCGGCACCCACAACGGCACUUUUCACUGCGACGAGGUGGUCGCAUGUUUUAUGCUCAAGCAAUUGGAUGAGUAUAAAAACGCAGAGAUUUUCCGCAGCCGGGACAACAAAGCUUUGGAGGAGAAGUGCGACAUAAUUUUGGACGUGGGCGGCGUUUAUGAUCAUGCCAAGAAAUUGUACGAUCACCACCAACAAACCUUCAAGGAGACUUUUAGUUCCGUUCGACCAGAAGUAAGCGAGGACUUCAACGUUAUCAGGCUAAGCAGUGCUGGACUAAUCUACUGCCACUAUGGCGAGCGUGUUAUACAGAGCAUCCUGCAGCGCGAAAAGGGAAUUCAACUCUCACCGGAGAACCUGCAACUGGCCUUUAUUCAGAUCUAUAGGAAUUUUAUCAACGAACUGGACGCAAUUGAUAAUGGAGUGCCCAUGUUCGAGGGCGUUGAGCCUAUAUACAAAAUCUCCACUCAUCUAUCCGCCCGCAUUGGCAAACUGAAUCCGUCCUGGCAGGAAACUGACGUAGACAUCGAAGACCGAUUCAGACAGGCGAUGGAUACUGCCGGUCGUGAGUUUGUGGACAAUGUUGUGGAGGUAUCAUGUUCCUGGAUAGCAGCCCGGGAUCACGUACGAGAGGCUCUAGAAAAUGCCAAGAGCGUCCAUCCCACCGGCGAGAUUCUUGUGUUGAAGAAUUUCUGCCCCUGGAAGUCUCAUCUGUUCGAUCUUGAAAAGGAGUACAAGGUGGAGGGUGUGCCCAAGCUGGUUGUCUUCAACGACGGCACCAGUUGGCGAGUGGCCGGAGUUCCAGUGACGCCUAGCAGCUUUCUGGGCCGCAAAUUUCUGCCUACUCCCUGGCGCGGACUGAGAGACGAUGAACUAUGCGAAAAGGCGAGCAUCAAAGAUCUCGUAUUUAUCCAUCACAACGGAUUUAUUGGCGGGGCAAAGACCGAGGAGGCUGCCAUGUUGUUGGCCAAGAAGUCCAUCGAGUGGACAGAAGAGCAAUAAUAUAAUACGACUUAUAGUAAAGUUACAAUUGAAAAACAAUAUGGGAAAGAAAUACGCAUAUGUUGUACCUAAACAAA